Molecule: messenger RNA, 609 nt
Organism: Malus domestica (apple)
Lineage: Eukaryota; Viridiplantae; Streptophyta; Magnoliopsida; Rosales; Rosaceae
Source: RefSeq, a predicted model, not a curated record
AUGGCGCUCCGUCAAGCGCUUGCUAAGCGCGCAUUUGGCGCCACCAGAGUGGCCCUAGCGCCACCGUCGUCGGUUAUGGCAGUUCACCAAAACAUCGUGCCUCCGAAUGCCGCCCAGGUGAAUUUCCACAGGGAGUAUCUGACCUCGAUGGACACCCCCCGGAAAGGAUUUUUCCGCCGAUUCCUCCACCGCCAGUCGGCAUCGAAGCUCCCGGAAUUCCUGACCGUUCCGGUUGGGGAGAAGCUCCGGGAAAAGCUGAGAGGCAUCAACAUUAGCGGUGAUCAGCUCCGUCUCGGUGGUCUCAGCCCUCCGCCUCCAGAUCGGGACCCCACCGCCAAGCUUCCGUUAGGAAUCUCGGUCCCCAACGCGAAGAAGAUUCUGAGGCUUUCUCAGGUGGAGAAGCUGAAGGCGAAGCUGAGGGAGAUUCCGGAAACUUCCAUUUCGCGAUCGGAGUUCGUUCGGAUCUGCAGCGAAGGAUGCGAGAGCGAAGAGCAAGGUGCUGAGUUCGCGAAGAUGAUGGACGAGUCCGUAAACGUUAUCGUUUUGGGAAACGUAGUGUUUCUCCGGCCGGAGCAGGUAACUUCUUCUUCUUUCCCGCUUUUUAUGUAG